Molecule: messenger RNA, 1529 nt
Organism: Adelges cooleyi (spruce gall adelgid)
Lineage: Eukaryota; Metazoa; Arthropoda; Insecta; Hemiptera; Adelgidae
Exons: 2
Coding region: 156-1529 (457 amino acids)
Source: RefSeq, a predicted model, not a curated record
AAGUUGGUGUACGUGACACUUUUUGCCCAAGUCUUAGACUAUAAACACCGACAUUAAUACGAUUAAAAAACCCAAAUUACGGAUUAGUUAAUACAUAAUAUAUUUCUUCAAUUGCAACAAUACAUUACCUCAAAGAGCAUCAAGUAAACGUGACUAUGGCGCACUCCACAAUACUCAAGACAAUUGUUUUUUGUUCGCUACUGUUCUUUGGCCAAACAGCGCAGUUAUUGGAAACCGGUUAUCAGUACCCCAGCGACGUUAUUAUCGGAAUCGAUAGACUAUAUGAAGAUUUGAGAUGUACGUACUUGCUUAGUGGAUUGACGCACAUGCGGGUAAGCCAGCUUUUAGUCUACGAACAUUAUAAAACGCUAACAAAUCCGUCAAUCGGUGACUUGAGUUAUUAUAGCCGAAAUAUAAAAUACCAGAUAGCAUCGUUGCGCAGCAUCAACAUAAAGCGUAUAGGCGCCUUGUGGCUGAUCAAUUUUUACACGAGCUUGAUUACUUGUUUCAAUGAGACUACAAAAAACACGGCCGCAGCUUACCAGAAACUAUUGGCCACUACUCAAUAUAUAAUUGAAAAACUGCGCACAGACACGACCGAGUGCCCUAAAAAUAAUUUAUUCGACAACUACGACAGUAUAAUCAAGUCAUACCCGAGUCUUACUAUUGUUGCGUUGAAAAAAAUGUUGGGCCGUAUCGAUAAAGAAGCCAACACACUGCUGACGAACAACCACAUAGUGUUCUACGAAAAGCUGUAUUAUGAUAAAUUUGACGAGACGUUGAAAGUCAGAAACCUUAUGAUGAACAGCUCAGGUAAGUUCGAUAUUUUUAAAAAAGAUCUAAUGUACGUUUACAACGUGCACGUGGACUGGUCCGACAUAAGCGAACGAUUGGAAAAGUCUUGGUUUGCUGCGCGCACACUGGAUUGGUUUAACGACCACCUUGAACAUAUCAAAUCAUACUACACGAUGAACUUUGCAUUUCUAAAGAUCAUUAUGAUCCAGCUGACGUUGAAACACAUGACAUACUUGCAAGUUUACGAUGUCGGAUCAGACAAAUACGUACAGUACGCGCACCAAUGGUACGACUUGGUGGAGAAAUUUGCUUGCAUGUUACACUUGACCAAAGAGCAACAUGUAGAGAGCUUGCUCACGGCCGUCCAUAAUCUCUACAAAGGAACGCAGAAAAUAGACAGUGUCAUUAGCUGUGUGUUUGCAAUGCUGGUAUCACUGUGCACGUAUUUAGGCUGCAAGCCCACCGAACCGUUCCAUAUUUUGGAAAAUAAAGAAUUUCAAAUACCUUAUGUAUGUGGGAUUAUGGAUGACGUGGAACUCAUGAAAAGUACCACUAGCCGUGCGCCGAUCGAGUACAACAGUUUGGAAAACACCAGAAUAUUCUUGUGUCAUCUCAGUCGGUUGUUUCAAAACGUCGACUUCGACUACAUUCAGUUACUCAUGGAAUACAUCGAUGAAAUCACAUUUGAAAACGAUAUGAAGAGGUAUUACAGCAGUAUGGUCACUAAUCUCUAA